AUGGCGGGCGCGACGAGCCCCGCCGCCAGCAGCUGCAGCACGCGGCGGUCAAGCGCCGGCAGCAGCGGCCAGCCCUUGCGCGCCAGGAAGCCCACGAGCGAGACGCCCAGCGGGAGACGCGCGGCGCGCAGCCGCUCCGCCGCCAGGCCCCGCGACAGCAGCAGGCUGCCUGCGCACGCCCAUGCGCUUCGCUCGAGCUUCCGUUCGUUGGUCGUUUGUUCGUGGGGUGAGGAGAUGAGCGUACGGUCCGGCAGGCGCUCGCCUAUGAACCCCCAGAAGGCGCCCGCGUGCGACAGGUGUGCCAUCUUCUCCUCGGGCAUGGUGCGGAAGUUGGCGACGACAGCCGCGAGCGCCGGGGAGUCUGCGCCGCGCAGCGGGAGCAGCCACGUGUCCUCGGUGCCCGACCAGCGCAGCCCCGCGCGUGCCAGCUGCUCCACCGUGUCCAGCGGCGCCGAGAACCUGCGCAGCCGUGCGCAGCCCUCAGAAGCUACAAGGAUAUUUAUUCAUGUGAGGUUCCCGAAGCCGGCGGAGCCCAUGUCGGCGACGCCCUGCGCCAUGAGCCCGCGCACGCCCCACGAGGAGCCGUUGGCCAGCGCCUUGCCCCAGAAGGGCCAGCGGGCGUCGCUGGUCAGGCGGAAGGUGGCGCCCGCGCUCGCCAGCCAGUGCGUGAGCAGCGCCAGCUCGAAGCCUCCGCCGCCGGGGAACGUCGUGUACGGCGGGUAG
Messenger RNA from Gryllus bimaculatus (two-spotted cricket), 723 nucleotides. Lineage: Eukaryota; Metazoa; Arthropoda; Insecta; Orthoptera; Gryllidae. The record is from the annotation of a GenBank genome assembly.